Pestalotiopsis fici W106-1 is the source of this 1593-nucleotide messenger RNA. RefSeq names its product feruloyl esterase B-2. The coding region runs from base 1 to 1593 and encodes 530 amino acids. The record is from RefSeq and is a predicted model, not a curated record. The transcript is spliced from 3 exons. Lineage: Eukaryota; Fungi; Ascomycota; Sordariomycetes; Amphisphaeriales; Sporocadaceae.
AUGAAUGCGUCGUCUCUGAUUCUGGCCGUCGCAGCUGUCGGGGCUGUGGCGCUCGGGAACCAAACAUUCGAGUCAACUUGUCUUUCCUUUGCACCAGAGGCCAGUAUCUGGAACUCGACCAGGACGCAGCUCCAGUAUGUGCCCGCCGGCACCAACCUGACGUUUCCCGACAACGACGCCACGUGCAGUCGCGGCUCUCAAGUUGUCCCGGUAGAUUUGUGUCGUGUCGCCUUGUCGAUCCCAACAUCGAAGCGAUCAAGUAUCACUCUGGAGCUGUGGCUACCCGAGCAAUGGACUGGUCGUACCUUGGCUACUGGCAACGGUGGCAUAGAUGGAUGCAUCAAGUAUGAAGACAUUGCAUAUGGUGUGGCCAAUGGCUUUGCCACCGUGGGAACCAACAAUGGGCACAAUGGCACGUAUGGGAAUGCCUUUUACCAGAAUGAAGAUGUGGUCACGGAUUUCGCUUGGCGGUCCCUGCACACGUCGGCUGUAGUCAGCAAGAAGCUUACCGCUCAAUUCUUUGACUCGGCCCUGGGCAAAUCCUACUACAUAGGAUGUUCGCUAGGCGGCCGGCAAGGCAUCAAAGCGGCAGAAAUGUUUCCGCGCGACUUUGACGGCAUCGUGGCGGGUUCUCCGGCUGUUGACUUCAACAAUCUGUACUCUUGGCGCGCAAGUUUCUUUCCUCUUACCGGAGCCAGCUCGGACACCAACUUCAUCUCUGCUACUACCUGGAACACGACCAUUCACAAUGAAGUGUUGAAGCAAUGUGACGAAAUUGAUGGGGUCAAGGAUGGAAUCAUUGAAGAUCCUACCCUUUGUCAUUUUCGCGCUCAAGAGCUCUCAUGUCAAGGCUACAACACCAGCAACUGCCUCAAUGCGGAUCAAGUCAAUAUUGUGGAAAAGAUCUAUACUGACUACAAGUGGCCCAAUGGAAGUCUCGUCUAUCCUGGCAUGCAACCUGGUAGCGAAAUUCUCGCCGCCACUGGCUUAUACGCCGGGCGUCCUUACUCACCAUCGUAUGACUGGCUCAGAUUCGUCGUACUAGAAGACCCUGAAUGGGACCCCGCGAGCUACAAUAUUGAUGAUGCAUUAAUUGCCCAUGACAAGAACCCUGCCGGCAUCGAGACUUGGCCAUCAUCGCUCGCCGCCUUUGAAGGCGCGUCUGGCAAGCUGCUGACAUUCCACGGCCUGCAGGAUCAGCAAAUCACCAGCUUCAAUUCUCUGAGAUUUUAUGAGCACCUAGCUACCGGCAUGCAAUACGCGCCGGAGCAGCUGGACAACUUCUACCGGCUGUUUCGCAUCCCAGGUAUGAACCACUGCAACAGCGGACCAGGCGCGUGGGUUCUCGGCCAAGGUGGCAAUGCACCGUCAAAAGGCAUCCCCUUUGACGCAAAACAAAACGUCCUGGCGGCCGUUGUAGACUGGGUCGAGAAGGGAACUGCGCCCGAAUCAAUGAUUGGCACAAAGUUUGUAAAUGACAGCGUUGACCACGGGAUUUCUUAUACACAUCGCCAUUGCCGCUGGCCUCUGAAUAGCACGUAUCUAGGCGGCGAGCACGAUCCUCUCCAGAUGGACAGUUGGGUUUGUGCGUGA